UAUUUAUUUACCAUGUUUUUGUUUGCUCCCCCGUGCAGCUCCAAAAUCGAAUACAACUGACUCUGGCUUAUGGCCAUGGAUUCCAACGGAGUAGUGGAGACGGCGGCCGAUAUCCGCCGAGAUAUCGCUUCGUUGGAGAAGGCCAAGGCCCAAAUCGAGGAUCGCAUAUCAGCUCUGCGAGCAAGGCUCAGUAGUCCUAGCUCGGAGAAUGGAAGCGAGGCGGCGGAUUCCCCGGCCCCGCGUCCCACCGGAACGCCUUCCGGCGGCCAAUUGUCGGCUGAUAUUAUCCACAGGUACAGCCGCCACCUGAUACUCCAGUCGUUUGGGGUUGAUGCUCAGGCGAAUUUGUUGAAGUCCUCGGUGUUGGUUAUUGGGGCCGGCGGCUUGGGCGCUCCUGCUCUGCUUUACCUGGCGGCUUGCGGUGUAGGUUUGGAACUUUUUUCGCUUGUUAUUGUUGGGGAGAGAUUGGUGAAUGUUGUGAACUGGCGCAUGAUUUCAGGGCGUGUGGGUAUUGUUGAUGAUGAUGUAGUGGAGCUUAACAAUUUACACAGGCAGGUAAUCCAUACUGAAGCAUAUAUUGGAAGAUCGAAAGUAGAGUCUGCUGCUGCUUCAUGUCACGCGAUUAAUUCUACUGUUCAAGUAGUGGAGCACAAGGAAGCAUUCCGUACAUCCAAUGCCUUGGAGAUUAUGCGAGAGUAUGAUAUUGUUGUAGAUGCAACAGACAAUGUACCUAGUCGUUACAUGAUCAGUGAUUGCUGCGUUGUCUUGGGAAAGCCUCUAAUUUCUGGAGCUGCACUGGGGCUGGAGGGACAGCUCACUGUUUACAAUUAUAAUGGAGGUCCAUGCUAUCGAUGCCUAUUUCCAACUCCGCCACCUACAACGGCAUGUCAGAGAUGUGCAGACAGUGGAGUUCUUGGAGUAGUUCCCGGCAUUAUCGGGUGUCUCCAGGCAUUGGAAGCUAUAAAAGUUGCAGGUGCGGUUGGAGAACCACUUUCAGGAAGAAUGCUUCUGUUGGAUGCACUGUCUGCUAGAAUUCGUGUUGUGAGUUUAUCUCUUGUUAAUGCCUUAUUCCUUAAGAAAUUCCUAUCCACUAAUUGUCAGCAUAAAGAGCAUGUUAAAAUCAGAGGGAGGUCAUUACAGUGUGAAGCAUGUGGAGAAAAUGGGACGAUGACGCAAGAGCACUUUCGAACAUUCGACUAUGAAAAAUUUACUCAAUCUCCAUUAUCCACGUCUCCAAUGAAGCUAAAUCUGCUCCCAUUAGAGGAUAGAAUAACGAGCAAGGAGUACAAUGAGAAACAUUCGAAAGGCGAGCCACAUGUUUUGGUCGAUGUUCGGCCCUCUCAUCACUACCAAAUCACUUCACUCCCGAACUCACUAAACAUCCCUUUAGCAAAUCUAAAAGAGAGAAUAUCCGAAAUAUCGGUAGCCUUGGCAAAGGAGAAAGAGAAGAACAAGAUUGGUGAUAGCAAUCGAGAAGCCUCUCUGUACGUGAUUUGCCGAAGGGGAAAUGAUUCGCAGAUGGCCGUUGAGUUACUUCGUGAGGUGGGGUUCGGUUUGGCUAAGGAUAUUGUUGGAGGGCUCGAGUCGUGGGCCCACGAUGUGGACCCACAAUUCCCAACGUACUAAUGAUGAAUUACAUUGAUCGUCGGGUGAU
This is a messenger RNA of Striga asiatica, 1654 nucleotides long. The record is from the annotation of a GenBank genome assembly. NCBI's taxonomy places the organism in Eukaryota, Viridiplantae, Streptophyta, Magnoliopsida, Lamiales, Orobanchaceae.